Paraphaeosphaeria sporulosa is the source of this 1563-nucleotide messenger RNA. RefSeq lists its product as uncharacterized. Bases 1 to 1563 code for a protein of 520 amino acids. The record is from RefSeq and is a predicted model, not a curated record. The transcript has 4 exons. Lineage: Eukaryota; Fungi; Ascomycota; Dothideomycetes; Pleosporales; Didymosphaeriaceae.
AUGUCCGCGGACCUCUUUGCAGAGUUUGGAUCUUCAUCCAAUUCGAGUGCACCUCCGAACCAGCAGGCAAAGCAGCCAGGGAGCCAGGGAGCACCGGCAUUCAGCUUUUUCGACGAUUUUGCGGCACCACCAGCCCCAUCACAGGCGACACAUCAGUCCGCAGCACCUACCACACACCCGCAACAAGACGAUGGCGACAACGACGACUGGGGUGACUUUGAAGGCAGUGCUUCGUCUUUUGAACCACCUCCACUGGUAAAGCAGGAUUCCUUCGCAUUCGUAGCUUCCCAAGCCACCAGAGCACGUGCGCCGACAUUGCCACCAACAUUGGAAAAUGAUGAUUUUUUUCCCUCUUCUACACCACAGCCUGCACAGACAACAUGGCAGAGAGCACCUGUUGUGAAAGCGAAGAGGUCCACGGACCCUAGCGUCUUGUUCGAUGCAGAAGAUGACUUUGGUGAAGACGACUUUGGAGAUUUCGAGGAACCGGAAGCAUCUGAAACACAGUCCAACACUGCACAGAUAGCUUCCGUCGGAAUCGCGGAUUUACUCGGAGAUCUGGAUCUGUCCCAACCGGCGGCUCUAUCUAGCAAGCAACAACAUGCUGCGAGCCACAAAGCAUCAGCAUUGACCUCUUUGAAAGGUCCUGCUGGCGGAUUUGGCUCGGUAACCCCCAGUCAGCGUUCAAGAGCUACGCCUACCCCUCCAGCAUCGAAAGAGGAAGAAUCGUGGGACACAUUCGACGACUGGGAAGCAUCUAUACCCACUAAAGCACCUGCAAAGACUUCCGCAAGACCGCCCCAGAAGAGUAAAGACAUCACUGUGAGGCCCAAAUCUGGUCCUUCACCAGCACCCAUCUUAUCGCCGACAUUCGACGAUCCGCAAGCUGGAGAGCUCCCACCUACGAAUGUACCACCGCCAGCCGUAUUACUUACGCUGUUUCCUCUUCUCUUUGCUGAUGCUCAAGAGAAACUCUUCAAGCCCAUGGCAGCACAAACGCUUCCGAUGCGCAACAAGGUGCUAGCGGAGCCAGCCACAAUCACCUACCUGCAGGGCUACAUGAUGCUAGGCUCGGUCGCAGCACAUAUCAUAGCCGGGCGCAAGCUCCGGUGGAAGCGAGACCAGCAUCUCUCGCAGGGAAUGCGCAUAGGUCCCGCAUCGUCCCGCGCCACGUCGGGCAUGAAGCUCUCCAGCAUCGACAAGAGCGAAAACAUGAAGGAGGAACGGGAAGCAUCGGACGUGGUGCGAGUGUGGAAAGAUCAGGUAGGCAGGCUACGGCAUGUUGUCUCAGCCGCAAACCAGAUCAGAGCGGGCUCGCUGGGCGCUGUGCCAGAUAUUCAGGAAACGAUGCCUGUCAAGGUGCUGAAACAGGGCGAGGGUGGUGUCCCCGCAAAAGAGCCUUGCAUGUUGUGCGGGCUGAAGAGAGACGAGCGGGUUGGAGCUGUAGAUCAGGGCGUCGAGGACAGCUUUGGGGAGUGGUGGGUUGAUCAGGUCAACAUGCAUCGUAGUGCUGACUUUGGGCAGGCUGUCGGAACUUCUGGGGCGAACAUCGAGACCGCCUGA